CUGCAGUGCACGCGUGCCCCGGAGCGCAGCUGCGCGCACCCAGCCCGUGUGUAUGUGUGAAGUGUGAGGAGACGAGGAGGGAGAGAAGGAGAGGAGCACUGACAGCAGCGGAGCAGACAAGUGCACGAGGCUCGCCUGGCUCUCAACGGGACUCCGCGGAAAUAAACACAGCAGACCUUCCCGCUGCAGCGCAGGAGGCUGAAGACGCACCGCAGACUGCGUGUUCAGCGCCGCCGGUGUUCGGGAGACAAAGACUGAAGAAGAGUCGCAGGAGAAGGAGAUCCAGACGACCACGGAGGAGCAGAAAGUAGCUUCAGGUUUCUCUGCUGGGACUGUUUCAACCUCACGCCGCGUGACCAAGCAGAGGGACGGGGCACCGAAGUUUUCGCCGGAAGAAUUUUGUGUCAAAGAUGUUGGAGAGGAGGAGGAUGGACCCAGCACUGCUGCUGCUGAUAAUGGGACACCUCGCCGCCUCGCUGGAGGUCCCACUAGAUCUUCUGAGGGAAUUGCCACAGCCGCCCACCAUAACUCACCAAUCCCCCAAGGAUUACAUCAUCGACCCACGGGAGAACAUCGUAAUCCACUGUGAAGCCAAGGGAAAACCUCAUCCCAGCUUCUCUUGGACAAAGGAUGGGACCCACUUUGACAUCGACGAGGACCCCAACGUGACCAUGAAGCCCAACUCGGGGACCCUGGUGGUGGACAUCAGCAGGGAGAAGGCCGACCAUUAUGAAGCGGUGUACCAGUGCACGGCCAGGAACAAACACGGAACUGCUGUUUCCCACAACAUGGUCAUACGACAGUCCAGAUCCCCCUUGUGGUCAAAGGAGCAAAUCAAGCCUAUCGUCAUUCAGGAGGGAGCUUCUCUGGUGCUGCCAUGUCGACCGCCUGCUGGUCUCCCCCCUCCCAUAAUAUUCUGGAUGGACAAUAACUUCCAGAGGCUUCCUCAGAGCGGCAGAGUGUCCCAGUCCCUGAAUGGAGACCUUUACUUCUCUAACGUUCUCCGAGAAGAUUCCAGGAACGACUACACUUGCUACGCUCGCUUCCCACACACGCAGACCAUCCAGCAGAAGCAGCCCAUCAACGUCAGGGUCAUCAACCUGGAUGCAAUCAAUGACACAAUCCCAGCUUUUUACAAUGACACUGAUUUAUUUAGUGAAGACCCAAUAGAAGAGAGGCGGCCGACAUUCCUCAUCCCAUCUGGCUCCUCAAGCUCCAAGAUGGUGUUGAGAGGACAGGUGCUGGAGAUGGAGUGUAUCGCAGAAGGGCUACCCACGCCGGAGGUUUCCUGGUUCAAAGUGAGCAGCGAACUCCCGGCCAGACGCACGUCCUUCCUGCACUACCAGAAGACGUUGCGCAUUGUGAACGUCUCCGAAUCCGACGCUGGAGAUUACCGCUGCACUGCCAAGAAUCAGCUGGGCUCCACACACCACACCAUCCACGUCACGGUCCGAGCGGCUCCAUACUGGAUCGCUGGUGCUCCCAGAAACCUGGUCAUGGCUCCAGGAGAGAAUGGUGUUCUGACCUGCAGGGCCAGUGGCACGCCCAAGCCCUCCAUCACCUGGGCUAUGAACGGCAUCAGCAUAGAGAAUGCUCCUAAGGAUCCCAGCAGAUUGGUGGAAGACGACACCAUCAUCUUCACCGACGUCCAUUCCGGAUCUAGCGCUGUCUAUCAGUGCAACGUCUCCAACGAACACGGUUACCUCCUGUCCAACGCUUUCGUCAACGUCCUGUCCGAGCCGCCCAGAGUGCUGACGCCGGCCAACAAAGUCUACCAGGUCAUCAGAAAUCACAGGGCCAUGAUUGACUGCUCUUUCUUUGGCUCACCCAUCCCGAAAAUUACAUGGUUUAAAGACAGCCGCUUCAGCAUUCUGGAGGGAGAACCGUACAUUCAACACGACAAUGGAACUCUGGAGAUUCCCACGGCUCAGAGCAGAAACAGUGUCAAAUACACCUGCGUGGCCCGAAAUAACCUCGGUAUCUCUGAGAAUCAUGUUUACCUGGAGGUCAAAGAGCCCACUCGCAUCCUAAACCAGCCGGAGUACAAAGUGGUCCAGAGGGGCGGCUCUGUGGUGUUUGACUGUAAGGUGAAGCACGACCCCACACUCGUCCCCACCACCACUUGGCUCAGAGAUGACGGAGAGCUGCCUGACGACGAGAGGUUUAUUGUUGACACUGACGGCCUCACCAUCACUGAUGUGACUGACAGUGACGCUGGCGUCUACACCUGCAUCACCAACACCACUCUGGACCAUGACUCGGCCAGUGCUGAGCUCACUGUUGUUGAGGCCACGCCCACACCUGCUGUUCUCCACGAGCGACCCGACCCCCCAACCGACAUAGAGCUGACCGACCAGAAAAAGAGGAGUGUCCAGAUCACGUGGAUCCCUGGGGACGAACAUAACAGUCCCAUUCAGAAAUUCCUGAUCCAGUAUGAAGACUCGCUGCACCACCGAGGUCACUGGCAUAAUCUCACCGAGGUCCCCGGCACCAAGACCACAGCUCACCUGAAGCUGUCGCCCUACGUCCACUACACCUUCAGAGUUUUAGCCCUCAAUGCUGUGGGCUUCAGUCGCCCCAGCUUCCCCUCCAGGGUGUUCAAGACCGAUCCUGCAGCUCCGGACCAGAACCCGACAGGCGUGGAGGGAUUUGGAACAGAACAUGACAAUCUUGUGAUCUCCUGGAAGCCGCUGUCCGGCCUCCAGUCCAACGGCCCGGGGCUUCGUUACCGUGUCUCGUGGAGGCAGAAGUCGGGGGACAGCGAGUGGAGCUCAGAGACUGUAGCCAACAACUCCAGGUUCGUUGUGUCUGGGACGCCCACGUUUGUUCCAUAUGAGAUAAAGGUUCAGGCGAUGAACGAUCAUGGAGUUGGACCUGAGCCUACAGCCGUCCACGGCUUCUCAGGAGAAGACUUGCCAGUAGCGUAUCCAGACAACGUCCAGGCCGUGAUGCUGAACAGCACAAUGGCAGAGGUGCACUGGCAACCCGUGCCUCACAAAUUAAUACGAGGACAACUGAAGGGAUACAAGGUGUACUACUGGAAGGCACACAGCCUCCACAAACACAACCCUCACCACGAUGAGAAGCGGAUUCUCACCUUCACUGGGAACCACACCCACGGCAGGCUGCCUGACCUUCACCCCUUCAGCCUCUACACCUUCAAUGUCAGAGUGUAUAACGGGAAAGGAGAGGGACCUGCCAGUCCCAACCAGCAGUUUCAGACCCCAGAGGGAGUUCCUGGACCACCCUCCUCUCUCACAGUCACAAACUCAGACCUGGACUCCCUCACCCUGGAGUGGAGUCCUCCUCAUGACCGCAACGGACACAUCACCGGCUACACCCUCAAAUACCAGCCAGUCAAUAACUCCAACGAGCUGGGCCCAGUGGAGGAGCUGGCCCUGCUCUCCAAUGAGACCUCAGUCACUUUGCCCAACCUCAAGUACAGCACGCGCUACAAGUUUUAUUUGAAUGCCAAAACAGUCAGGGGAGCGGGCCCGGCCGUCUCUCAGGAGGCCAUCACCAUCAUGGAUGAAGGAAACACCCAAACCUCUCACCCCAUUGUUCAGCCUUCUCCACACCGUCCAAACCACAAGGUGCGACCUGCGAGUCCUUUUGGGAAUGUAAGCUCCUCGGUCGGAGAGGACGGGGCCUUCAUCAGUUGGGAGUACUGGGGCCCGGAAAAGAACGUAUAUGUAGAGUACAUAGUAGAGAACAGUAAGCAUCACCAGAGCAUUUCUGGGGAAUGGAAGAAAGAGCUUGUGAACGGUUCUCAGAACGUUGUGCUGAAGGGCUUAAAGGGGGGCCUCUCCUAUAGAGUGCGUUUGGUGGCCAAAGGUCACCACGACCAGCCGCUCCACCACUCCGAGGAGCUUCUGGUCACGGUACCAGCCGUGGCCAGCAGACAGGUGGACAUCGCCACUCAGGGAUGGUUCAUUGGUCUGAUGUGUGCCAUCGCUCUGCUCAUCCUCAUCCUGCUCAUAAUCUGCUUCAUCCAGAGGAAUAAAGGAGGGAAAUACCCUGUCAAAGAGAAAGAAGAUGCUCACACAGACCCCGAGUUCCAGCCCAUGAAAGAAGAAGACUGCACAUUUGGGGAAUACAGUGACAAUGAGGACCAUAAACCAUUAAAAGGGAGCCGCACGCCCUCUAAUGGCACUGUUAAGAGAGAAGACAGUGACGACAGUUUAGUUGACUACGGGGAAGGAGGAGAUGGACAGUUCAAUGAGGACGGUUCCUUUAUUGGCCAGUAUAGUGGCAAAAGUGGAAGCAGGGACACGGCCGAGGGCCACGAGAGCUCGGAGGCCCCGUCCCCGAUUAAUGCCAUGAACUCCUUGAACUCAUUUGUGUGAUCAGCAUGACGGGGCUGCUCUGACUGCUUGAUGCUCCACCACCUCCAUCAGUGCAUGGCUUUAUGAUCACACAUCCAUCCUGCACACAGAUAUCCACAUUACAUGUAAAAAAAAACCCCAAACAACACAAGCCUUUAUAGAAAGGCUUGGAAACUAUAGCUUAAAAAUAACAAGUAACCAACGAGUCAUACAAAGGUAACUGUGCAUGAAAUACCUGCUAUUAUCUACAUCCAUAUAUCAAUUAACCCAUAGAUAUGAAGGAGUGUUGCAUUUUCACCUACCAGGAAUCUGUUCCAGACUAUGCAGUGCUCAUCUCAUUUACUUUACUUUAACUCAUUUGUUCAGGGGUAAUUUUUUUUCUUAUCUUCAACGUUCACACAGCAGUCAGUGUCUACAGUGUGACUUCUUCAUUAGUAUUCUUAUUUUCCCUCAACGCGAGCUUGUACAGGAAUCUGUUUUGAAAUAAUGUAAUUAGCCGACGGUGCAUUUAGAGUGCACAAGGUAAACCGUGUACAGCGUGUAUAUACUGUAUAUAAAUAUAUAUAUAAAGUCAACUAUGUGUAAAGUAAACAUUGGGAAGCAGUGCACAGGGGGAAACACUGUUGUUGCACUGACACAUUUUCUUAUCUGUCGCCACACUGUUGAAAACUCCUCCUGCACCUACGUACGAAGGAGGAAGCGUGACACUCAGCAUGGCAUGUCAGUGACACUGGACCGACAUGUGACCUUCAAUUUUGGAGCAUGAUGUGAAGGUGAAGUGGAGACUCCAAGGCUGGGGCAGCUUUUCUAAAUCUCUGAUGUUACUCCUCCAGUUGGUAGUGCCUUUAAAAAAAAUGUAUUCAAUUCUGAAGUCCCUUUCCUGAGUCUGUACGAACAGAGAUGGCAGACAGUGCUACAGUAGGUCGGCUGAGGUCACAUGGAAGAAGAGAAGAGGAACCAAUGAAAGGAGGAAUCAUUCAUUCAAUCAUCAACAUACUCUCUCCUUCCAAAGAGUCAUGCGCUGAUCUGGACUCUUCUCAGAAGCUAAAUAAAUCACACUGAAACAUCCUAUCAAUUUGUCACCAAUUCCGUCUGCAGUCUGUACGGUUGUGUUCCUACAGUGUGAAGUGGAGGUGUGGGUAUCACUUGAGUGUAUGUGAACAGUCGCGUAUGCUCAAAUUCCAUUUAGUGAAAGAAAACAAACUUUACUCGUACUAACAGUUGCAGGCGUUCGUGUGGGAUCGGCAUUUAUUUUUUUAACUUGCAUCAAGUUUUAUUUUUUUUCUAUAACUGUAGCAUAUUUGUUGUAUUUGUAAAUACCUUAACAGAUUGUACAGCCACAAGCAGCGUGUGAGAAAGCCUGCAGACACAAUAUUGUGCAUGGUUUAACCUGUUAAUAGAACUGCAUUUAAUGUAGACGUGUACUUUUAGGGGAAAUCUGUAUUUGUUUUUGCUUUGUGCACAGUGUAAACUCUCUUGUAUCCAACUUGACAAACUCGACAAACGUACCUUUUAAACUCCGGGUUUUUGUUUUUUUUCAGACUGCCUUUUUUAGUUUUUGAAUGAAUUACUGAUUUGUGUUGGUUCUACACAGUUACACACUGCAAGUAAGUUGCUCUUUUAUGAUGGUGUUUUUAUAUUUAAGAACCUUUUUUUUUUUUACUAACAGAUGCUUUUUGAGUCUCUAUUUAAGUUCAUCCUUUUAGUGCAAGUAUGAAGUUCAAGUUAUUGGAAAUUCAAGGAAUGAAUAAAUAAUUACCUGCUUCAA
Molecule: messenger RNA, 6093 nt
Organism: Cynoglossus semilaevis (tongue sole)
Lineage: Eukaryota; Metazoa; Chordata; Actinopteri; Pleuronectiformes; Cynoglossidae
Gene: nrcamb
Product: neuronal cell adhesion molecule b
Exons: 32
Coding region: 411-4346 (1311 amino acids)
Biological process (GO): axon guidance; brain development; cell-cell adhesion
Cellular component (GO): plasma membrane; axon
Molecular function (GO): cell-cell adhesion mediator activity
Source: RefSeq, a predicted model, not a curated record